AUGAUUUUGAGAGAACCCAAGAGGGAGAGCUAUAUUGUAGCAAGACCAACACCAAGUACUUUGGCUCAUUUAAACACAAUCAAAAAUAUGGAUUUGGAGUUGAAAUUUAUCCAAAUAUUGCAGAAAGAUAUUGUGGAGGAUGGAAACAUGACAUGUAUCAUUAUUUUGGAACUUAUCAUUAUAGAGAUGGCACGUACUUCCAAGGAAUGUACAAGAAAGGACAAAGAAAGGGUAAAGGAAAACUUUAUUUACCUAAUGGAGACAUUAUUGAAGGUUUUGUUAUACGAGAAUAUGGGGCACAUGGAUGAAUUAGCUAUGAAUGUUCCAAACUCGGAACAACUAUUGGUAGAUAUUGAAAAGGAGUUUUAUCCAAUUUGUAGAAACUUAAUUUCAAAUACCGUUCAUGAAAAAUUGUUUUCAACGUUAUUUGAACUUUACAACUAUCACUAUCGUGAUAGCGAUUUACUCAUGAAUCAAAAGAUUAGAUCUCUUCAAGGUUGUACCAUAUCAAUGUUUGGUGUCGCACCAGAAUUUGCUCCAUUACCACCCUCAGACAUGAAUCUUGUAUUUUACGAAUACAAACAAACAAGCGAUAUUCCAUAUGAAGAGACAAUCAAACUAUUAGAUCAAAUAAGAAAUGCAAAAUCAGUAAUUGCUAAAAUUGAAACUCUCUCUAAAGUUAGAACACACGCCAUGCAAACAAUGAAAAAAUAUAGAAAAGCACAUAAGCGAAAGGAGGCAUAUUUGAAUUAUCAGUCUUCAAAUGAAGUUUAUGACAUGGAUAGAAACACAAAACCAACUACAAAGGAGCCGUGGUGGAACGCAGAGCUCGAGAAACGAUGUGAGGAGUGGCAAGCAGGAGCUGAUGAUGUCACAUCUGUGUAUAGUUAUAUUUUCAGCAAAUCCAGCAUUGACAAUUUUACUGCUACUUUCCACUAUGUUAAUGACUGGAAGUCAGAACAGGUGAAUUUCGAUCCAGUCAGUCACAUAAUACGAUUUUAUGAAGGCUAUUUAUCAUAUAUUCAAGAUAUAGACCCAAAUAUUUUGCAUGAUGGCCAAUUUAUUUCCAAGUACUCUCUGACUAGCUCCUUAGAGUCCGCUAUUGAAGGACGCGUUCUUGUGUACCGAGAUAAGAAUUUACCAUUCUUCUGGUUACCGAGCUUGUUGGUCCAUGUUGGUCUGGAAAUUGGUAAAACCAUCGCAAAUUCAGCAGCCGCUAUUACCAAAUCAUCUUCCCUUAGUAUUUCAAAUAUUACCAACAUUACUAAUAUUACUGCUGGCUCAAUUUUGAACCUUUUAGCUUCCUUAAAUCCAGCCACUGCUAUGACCUCUACGAAAAACGAGUCUGCUCAAGAUUCUAAAAUGAGUUUUAAUCCCUUCACGAGAAAGUUGAUACUUCCAAGUAAUCUGGAAGUUGUUGAUAUCAGCAAUCAGAAUUUAGUUCAAUCGAUUAUCAAAUUCUAUGAUCUGGUUCGACAAACUUUAGGUGCCAGCUCAAUAGGUUUCAAUGUAGAGUUGAAAAGAAUGAGGAGACAGGCAACAAUGAUGUCAUUGUGGUGUUUGACAAGCUCUAUCCAAGCUAUGUCUACUCUGAGAUUGCACUUGGUGUGA
This is a messenger RNA of Naegleria fowleri, 1611 nucleotides long. RefSeq lists its product as uncharacterized. The transcript has 5 exons. Bases 1 to 1611 code for a protein of 536 amino acids. The record is from RefSeq and is a predicted model, not a curated record. Lineage: Eukaryota; Heterolobosea; Eutetramitea; Acrasida; Naegleriidae.